AUGAGUACAGUGAAUGUAUCAGGAGUUAAAGCAGCGCCGUCAAUUAUAAACAAUGAACGAGUACCGUGCAGUGGUGACCCUCCAUGGCCACCAGGAGCAACCCCUGCUGCAACUGGACUCAAGAAUCAUGGAAAUACUUGCUAUAUGAAUGCAGUUCUUCAGUGCCUUUCACACACAGAUGUUAUAGCGGAAUAUUUUGUAUUAGAUCACUACAAGGUGGAUUUGCAAAAGAGAAACAAGAUUAACUCUAAAAAGUAUGGUACCCGUGGUGAAGUUACUGAACAAUUAGCUGCUCUAUUGAAAGCUUUGUGGUCCUGUCGAUAUACUCCUGAUAUGAGUAUUGCGUUUAAGAGUGCAGUUGAAAGACAUGGUACACAAUAUCGAGGAAAUAGUCAACAUGAUGCACAAGAGUUUCUCUUUUGGCUACUUGACAAAGUCCAUGAAGAUUUAAACACUGCCACAAAGAAAAAGUAUAAAACAAUUAAGAAUACAGGUGGUAAGCCAGAUGAGGUGGUAGCAGCUGAAACAUUGGCUAAUCAUGCAAGAAGGAACAGUUCCUUUGUACAGGCUGUUUUUCAAGCUCAGUAUAGGUCGGCUUUGACAUGUGCCAAAUGUGAGCGGACAUCAUGUACAUUUGAUCCAUUCCACUGUGUCAGCGUGCAACUGCCUACAAGACUUAAUACAGUCCAACCUUCCCCACUACCCGUAAAUGUGGUGUACGUGAACCAGCAGCCGCGUCAGGUGCGCAUCGGCGUUGAGCUACCGCCGACCGCCACAAUGGACGAGCUGCGCACCACUCUUCACAACGACACCGGCAUAGACCGCGACCACAUCAUACUCACGGAGAUCGGCGAGACAGGCUGGUGCAACGCUCGCGCUGGCUGGGAGGUGGCCGGUAUCGACUUUGGCGCCCUAUAUUGCCUAGAAGUGCCGCCACUGCUGCAGACGCCAACCACGCCCUACUUACUCCUGCUGUGGGUCAACCUCCUCGACGGCGAACGCUUUGGCUCGCCGUACGCGAUGCAGGUGCCGCGCGAGGUCUCCUACGAGGACCUGCAGAAGCUGCUGCUGAAGGAGAUGUGCCAGGUGGUGGCCGAGCGGGUGCUGGAGAGGGCGCAGGGGGCGGACAUCUUCAGGGCUCGGCUGGCCGACACCCACACGCCCGCAUACCUUCAGCCCGAGCUUCCACAUCCGCUCUUCGCUCUGGAUGUAGAGCAAGCUUUGUGCGCGCACGACAAGUAUCCGCAUCUGCGACUCGAGCUGCUGUGGGAUCCCGCGCACAGAGACAGCAUAAUCCGCGAGGCGGGGGAGGCGUGCGAGGUGCACGUGUCGGCGGUGGGCGCGCGGGGCGGCUGCGGGCCGCUCACGCUCCACGCCUGCCUGGCGCACUACACGCGCGCGGAGCACCUCGCGCAAGAGGACGCAUGGAGGUGUCCACAAUGCCAAAGGUACAUGCCGGUGGUCAAGACGCUCGGGCUCUGGUCGCUACCGGACAUCUUGGUCAUUCACUUGAAGAGAUUUCGACAACAGGCGAAGGGGCGCACCAGCACUAAACUGACCACCAUGGUGGAGUUCCCGUUGGAGGACUUGGACAUGACGCCGCACCUGGUGCGGAGGGGCGCCCCGAGCGGGGACUCCCCGGGCCACUCGCGCUCGCCUCGCCGCCGCCACGCCAAGGCCGCGCCCGCCGGCCCCCAGGACAACGUGUACGACCUGUACGCGAUCUGCUACCACCACGGUGACGACCUGGAAACGGGCCACUACACGGCCGCCUGCAAGAACCCCUACGACGGCCGCUGGUACAAGUUCGACGACUCGCGGGUGACGCCGGUCGACGGGCGGAGCGCGCACGCCGAGCUGGUGAACAACACCGUCUACAUGCUGUUCUACAGGCGAAAGAGGCCCACCGUGGUGCACUCGUGCUCGACCAGCGACAAAGGCCACUGGGCGCUGCUGAUGCCGAGGUACGUCAAGCCGGCCGGCGAAGCCCCGGGCCUCACCGAGCUGAGGGAGGAGCCGGAGAGCGGCAAACGGGCCCCGCAAGACGACUCGGAGCCCGAAGACCGCAGAAGCCCCUCACCCGCUAGGAGCACACCGAGUGUAGACUUACCGAGCGAGGCGCUCACCGAGAACAGCUUCACGCCGAUCGUACACAGCACGGCGAUCGUCCAGUCGCCAACCCUCCAGAGGCCGCUGAUCGUCGAGGUGAGCGGCGGCAGAACGGACGGCGAGCCGAACGAACGGGGAACGAACGACGAACUGAGCGAGAACGAGAGCGAGCCGCAGACUCUCGCCGAGCCGUACAUCCACAAGGACGUCCACGUCAACCCCAAGAUGACGCCCGUGGACCCCAGGAGGCCGAGGUCGGUCGACUACCCGACCAGGAGCGGCGCUUCGCCCCCCCACCGCGACGCGGCGAGGAACUACGAGAGCUCCCCGCUGGUGGCGAGCAUAAACGGCGUGGAGUACCACCCGACCACCGAGGACCUGAUGCUGUCCAUGUUCCAGGAGUCGAAGUACAUCGUGCCGCGUCACGGGAACCACGUCGCCGGGGAAUCUCAUAGAACAGGUGAAAAGUCUUCCGUUUGGAAAACUCGAAUAUCCACU
Iphiclides podalirius (scarce swallowtail) is the source of this 2607-nucleotide messenger RNA. NCBI's taxonomy places the organism in Eukaryota, Metazoa, Arthropoda, Insecta, Lepidoptera, Papilionidae. The record is from the annotation of a GenBank genome assembly.